AUGGGUAGGGGUCCCGCUGUGAUCGCUAGCGCUAGUUCCACAGCACUGCUUCGGCGUAGACGUCUACAUACUUUCACUGGGCUUCAGAUCGUUCUGACCCUCAUUAAAUCAGAGCAAAUGCAUUUUAAGAAAAUGGUUGAAAUAGGAGUCGCCAGGGACCAGUACUUAUCUAAUGGAUAUGGUCUCAUUGUUGAAGAGGUGCUUUUCAUUUUUGGUGAGCGACCUAAUAUGCAAGUGUCAGUGUUAAACUAUGGAGAUGUUACUGUCAGGUUCCAAGAAAUUCGAAUGACUCUUGAGACACUUCAAUCUAUAAGUGAGAAAGUAACGACAAUUUGA
Molecule: messenger RNA, 336 nt
Organism: Necator americanus (New World hookworm)
Lineage: Eukaryota; Metazoa; Nematoda; Chromadorea; Rhabditida; Ancylostomatidae
Exons: 3
Coding region: 1-336 (111 amino acids)
Source: RefSeq, a predicted model, not a curated record